Molecule: messenger RNA, 1257 nt
Organism: Hyphopichia burtonii NRRL Y-1933
Lineage: Eukaryota; Fungi; Ascomycota; Pichiomycetes; Serinales; Debaryomycetaceae
Exons: 1
Coding region: 1-1257 (418 amino acids)
Source: RefSeq, a predicted model, not a curated record
AUGAACACUCUUGCUAGGUUUAAUCAUUUAAAUAAUUCCGAUUUAUACGAUUACGAUAGUGAGAACGAAGAAGAAUUUGAAAAAUCACCUCUGCCAUUAAGACCACCUAAAUCCAAUAUCCAUGCGGUUUUGGAAACAAACUUGGAUAGACAUGAACAAGAACAAUUGGAAAGACAACGGUUGGAACAUCAGCAAAAAUUGGAACAUCAGCAAAAAUUAGAACAUCAGCAAGAACAUGAAAGACAACGAUUGGAACAUCAGCAAAAAUUAAAACACGAAAAAGAAUUGGAAGAACAAGAAUUGAAAAGACAAAAAUUAGAACAUGAAUUAGAAUUAGAAAAACAAGAAAAAAAUCGACAAGCCGAACAGAAAAGAAAACAAAAGAAACAACGGGAAAUCGAAUUGAAACUCGAAGAAACUCAAAGAGAAAUGGAAAUUGAAAGAAAUAAGUUAGUUGAAAUCGAAAUCGCCAAACAGAAAAAUAAAGAAUUUGAAAUGGAAAAGAAAAAACUAUUAAAGGAUAAAACUACUUUGAAAAAUUAUAAAUUUAAAUCUUUUAAUUCAAACGGCUUAAUCAAGUCGGCCAGUCAGCCAUUACCAACAAUUCCUCCCACUCAACAACAAAAGAUUCAACAACAACGACAACAAUUUUUACAGAAUCAAAAAUUACAACAGCAAAUCCAAAAACAAUUACAAGAACAAAUCCAGUUCCAAAUCGACCAACAGGUUCAAUAUCAUUUAGAGAAAAACUCAAAUAACGUCUUUGACGACUGUUCUUUGACCAGAUUAAAUGACGACGAUACCAUGGUGGGUGAUCUUCCUUCAAAUGAAGACAUAUAUAACAGCAUUGGCCAUAUGAGCUUGAUUCUAAACCAAAUCGACUCUCGUCUAGACAAUUUGGCCCCUGCAUCGAAAACUUGCUCCCCCAAGAUAAGAAGAAUCGCCAGCAGCCCUAAAAUAGUUUCCUGUCCUUCAACCAAAAAAAUCACCAGAAUUAACUCAAACUCAACCUUAAGCACUCCUACUAAAGCGAAAAGAGUGUCAAAGCAAAACGACAUCUCGCAGUUCUUAACAAAGAAAAUUUAUCAAGACCUAACUUCCAUAAUCAACAGUUGUACUCCUGCUAAAUUCUUCAUCUUAGCCUUUUGCAUCGUUUAUUUAUCCAACAGAACUAUCUCCUUGCUCAUAUUCGGCUCCACCGCAUUCCUAUUCGGCCUAUCCUCCUACUUGCAUAAUCUAGCCACUAAAUCUUGCUAA